AUGAAUGGUCGAAUGAUGCAGAUUAGUGGAGACCUUCCAGAUGAUCGCACUUUGGUGGAGAACGCAGCUGCUACAGAUCAAUUUCUUACUGCGUUGAGCGUGAGAAGCCAAAUGGAAUCGCUGCGUAUCGGCGGCCAGAUACCGGGAUCAGUUUUGGGAGCCCCUCCGCCUUACCAAAAGGCUAAAGUUUUCACAGAGAAUGCAGAGUACAUUCUGACCACGACGGACAAUUCAUUUGGCGAGUCAGGAUCGUCGACCACUUCUAAAAUGAUCAACACUGAGGCAGAGUACGAAAAUCGCUUCCACAAGUCAAUAGCGAGCGACGAUUACGAAUUCGUGAGUUUUUUAUAUUGUGACCUCUUGCUAAUAUUUGAAAUUAUUUCCAACAGUUACUUCUGGUUCUUCUUGUCCGAUCUUGUCUCUUUCGCUUUGCAAAAAGUCUUACAAAACACGUUUAGCUAA
Molecule: messenger RNA, 462 nt
Organism: Haemonchus placei
Lineage: Eukaryota; Metazoa; Nematoda; Chromadorea; Rhabditida; Trichostrongylidae
Source: the annotation of a GenBank genome assembly